AGCGCUGUGUGCCCUUUCCAAAUCCGGUGCCUGUCGGAGAAACGAUGGGUAAGCCACGUGGUCUGCGCACUGCCCGCAAGCACGUCAAGCACCGUCGUGUCCAGCGAUGGGCCGACAACGACUACAAGAAGGCCAACCUGGGAACGCGCUGGAAGGCUAACCCUUUCGGAGGUGCCUCUCAUGCCAAGGGCAUUGUCCUUGAGAAGGUCGGCGUGGAGGCCAAGCAGCCGAACUCGGCCAUCCGUAAGUGUGUGCGCGUGCAGCUGAUCAAGAACGGCAAGAAGAUCACGGCGUUCGUGCCCCGUGACGGCUGCCUUAACUACGUGGAGGAGAACGACGAGGUGCUGGUGGCCGGCUUCGGUCGGAAGGGCCACGCCGUCGGCGAUAUCCCCGGUGUCCGUUUCAAGAUUGUUAAGGUAGCCAACGUAUCCUUGCUCGCCCUGUACAAGGAGAAGAAGGAGAGGCCGAGGUCGUAAUCCAAUACAUCAUGUGACAUGAA
Messenger RNA from Pollicipes pollicipes, 499 nucleotides. It is a transcript of the gene RpS23, whose product is annotated as ribosomal protein S23. The transcript has 4 exons. Gene Ontology annotation, biological process: translation. The record is from RefSeq and is a predicted model, not a curated record. Gene Ontology annotation, cellular component: small ribosomal subunit; ribosome. Lineage: Eukaryota; Metazoa; Arthropoda; Thecostraca; Pollicipedomorpha; Pollicipedidae. Gene Ontology annotation, molecular function: structural constituent of ribosome. The coding region runs from base 45 to 476 and encodes 143 amino acids.